AUGGCGUCCCCGCCGGACACCAGCAAAACCACCAAGCUCGAGCGAUACAACACCUACAUACGCAAAGUCAACACCUCCAAGCUCUUAGCUGCCUCCUCUAAGCUUCUCUUUCGUCUCACACUUUUAGUCGCUCUCGUUCUCAUCUUCUUCUUCACCCUCAACUACCCUCCACUCUCCGAUUCCACCACCACCACCGCCUCCAACCACCGCGUACUCACCACCUCCCACCUCAUCUCCUCUGCUUUCUACGGUAGCGGCGCGUCCUGGGAAAAGCAAGUUCGCCGCUCAUCCACCCCACAUAGGCCAAAUGGAUUCUCUGUGCUCGUCACCGGCGCCGGAGGAUUCGUCGGAACUCACUGCUCCCUGGCGUUGAAGAAACGUGGAGACGGUGUUGUGGGUCUUGAUAACUUUAAUUCUUAUUAUGAUCCGUCGUUGAAACGAGCAAGACAGGAGGUUUUGAAGCAACAUGAUAUUUUUAUCGUCGAAGGUGAUUUAAACGACGGCGAGUUGUUAGCGAAGCUUUUCAACAUUGCGCCGUUUAGUCAUAUUCUUCAUCUGGCGGCGCAGGCGGGUGUUCGUUACGCUAUGCAAAAUCCUCAGUCAUACGUUAAAUCCAACAUUGCUGGAUUCGUGAAUCUCCUCGAAAUCGCGAAAAACGCCGAUCCACAGCCGUCGAUCGUUUGGGCGUCGUCGAGCUCGGUGUACGGACUCAACACCGAAAACCCAUUCUCGGAAUCUCACCGGACUGACCAACCGGCGAGUCUUUACGCCGCCACGAAAAAAGCCGGCGAGGAGAUUGCGCAUACUUACAACCAUAUCUACGGGCUUUCCAUCACCGGACUCCGUUUCUUCACCGUCUACGGCCCGUGGGGGCGGCCGGAUAUGGCUUAUUUCUUCUUCACGAAAGACAUUCUUCAAGGCAAACCGAUCAACGUUUACCAGACGCACGACGAGAAGGAGGUGGCGCGUGACUUCACGUAUAUUGAUGACAUCGUGAAAGGGUGCUUGGGAGCGUUGGACACAGCGGAGAAGAGUACCGGAAAAGGUGGGAAGAAGAGAGGGCCGGCGCAGUUAAGGAUAUAUAACCUGGGGAAUAAGUCGCCAGUGUCGGUGGGAAAACUGGUGUCGAUAUUAGAGAGUUUAUUGAACGUGAAGGCUAAGAAGCACGUGAUCAAGAUGCCUCGAAACGGUGACGUUCCGUAUACUCAUGCUAACGUGAGCCUGGCGUUCAGAGACUUCGGUUACAAGCCGACCACCGACUUGUCGACUGGCUUGAGAAAAUUCGUCAAAUGGUACGUUAGUUAUUACGGGAUCAAACCAAGGGUAAAAAUGGGAAUUACAGUUUUCCAUUCAAAUCCAAUCCGUUAA
Messenger RNA from Lactuca virosa, 1368 nucleotides. The record is from the annotation of a GenBank genome assembly. Lineage: Eukaryota; Viridiplantae; Streptophyta; Magnoliopsida; Asterales; Asteraceae.